Molecule: messenger RNA, 417 nt
Organism: Fusarium oxysporum Fo47
Lineage: Eukaryota; Fungi; Ascomycota; Sordariomycetes; Hypocreales; Nectriaceae
Exons: 2
Coding region: 1-417 (138 amino acids)
Source: RefSeq, a predicted model, not a curated record
AUGCCCUUCCCUUGCAAAUGCCCACGCGAAUCUCGCGACAAAUGGAUACCUGUGAGAAUUCCAGUUGUCGAGCGGACAUGGGACAACACCUGCCAUCAGGGUCUUCUCAACCAGCGCGGCUUCCAGGCGGCCUACAACCCAGCGGCCAUUCCCGAGCUCCUCGAGCGUCUCAAGCAGGAGAAUCACUCUGGCUCCGAAACUCAAGAGAUCCUGCCAUCCAGCUGCUCUCAAGAAAGCCAAGUGAAACAAUUUGGGCUCCCUCCUGUGGCUUCAAACAGCCUUGUUGCACAGAGGGAUGUUGGGUUCGGCAACCCCAACGGCUUUGGUCGCUUCGACCCUCGCCCGAUUGCGGGCAGUCUCAGCCUUGGUAGCUUCAUGAUCAAGUCUCCAGCCCCCUUGACAGACAGACCGGCUUGA